Molecule: messenger RNA, 2264 nt
Organism: Teleopsis dalmanni
Lineage: Eukaryota; Metazoa; Arthropoda; Insecta; Diptera; Diopsidae
Gene: Sh3beta
Product: SH3 domain-binding glutamic acid-rich protein homolog
Exons: 5
Coding region: 342-1967 (541 amino acids)
Cellular component (GO): cytoplasm
Source: RefSeq, a predicted model, not a curated record
UCGGGUGUUUUGUUGCAAGACUUUAAUUCAGUAGCUUUUCGAGCGUAGACGGUAAAAAAAAGAAAUUGGUGGAGAUAGGAAAGAAUAUUACCAUUUGUGCAAUUAUUUUUUCAAUUUUUUACUACAGAUUUUAACACAUAUUUUGUAGAAAGAUAUUUCCUAAAUUGAUCUAACUGCCGAAUUUGAGUAAUUCCGUAUCAUUUUAGAUUAAAAUAUAUUAUUUCAGCAAUAUUAAUAAUCCAAUAUAAGUAGCGGCAUAAAGGGUAGCAAGUGUAAAAGUCUAAAAAUAUUUUAUAAAAAUUCACGUAUUAUUAUUAUUUGUGAAGAAAUAAACCGUAAAAAUGGCUUUAAAAGUGUACAUAAGUGGAAUGUCGGGAAAUAAAGAGGUUAAAAAACGUCAACAACGCGUUCUCAUGAUACUGGAUAGCAAGAAUAUAAAAUAUGAAACAGUCGACAUCACAGAACCUGGUAAAGAAAGUGAAAAAGAGUUCAUGCAAACUAAAUCAACUAGUAAUGGUGCAACUGUUAGUGAUCCAGAACCAAGACACGCUCUUCCACCACAAAUUUUCAAUGCUGAAGAUUAUUGCGGUGAUUACGAUGCCUUUGAUUUGGCCAAUGAAAUUGAUACCCUAGAACAAUUUUUGAAAUUGGCGCCAGCAGACACUACAUCAGUGUCCAGCGCACAAAUCGAGCUUAAAAAGGAGAAUGGCGAGGUGCAGUCUGAGGAAAGCGAAAAUAAAGAGAAUGAAGAGAAAAAAUCCGAGAAUGAGCAAACUGCAGAACAAACCGACGGAACUGAGGGCGAGGCCACAAAAGAUGUAGAGAACAAAGACGGAAAUUCCGACCAGGAUAAUGAUGGAACAAAAACUACAGACGACGCUAAUACAACUGAAGACGGUGAAGCUGAGAAGGAGCAGGAAAAACAGGAUGAGAGUGCAGAAAACAAAAGUGAUGCUGUUGAGAAAGAUUCCGGAGAAGCAGAUACAACAGAAGACAUUCAAGAUGAAAAUAAAGAAAAUAUCGAAGCAGCAGCAGAUGAAGAGUCAGAGUCUAAAGAAGAUACUAACGUUAGUCAGGAUAAAAAAGAGAAUAAUUCAACAGAAUCGAAAGAAGGAACAAAGGAUGAAGAAAAAAAUGCUGAGGAUCAGAAAGAAGCUACAGAUGAAGAGGAUAAGAAAGCUGAUGAGGAAAUUAGUAACGAUAACGAAAAUGAUGAUAAUAAGGAAGUUGAAAAGCAAAGCAGUACCGAAGAAGAAGUUGAUAAGAAAAUUGAGGAAAAAACUAGUGAUAACGAAGAAGAAAAUAAUGAAAAUAAGACAGAUAACAAGGAUACAAAGGAUGCUGAAGAACAAACAAAAGAAGAUACAGAAAACAAGGAUACUGAAGCAUUGAAUGUAAGGGAUAAAGAUGCUGCAGCAGACGAAGCAGAUGAAAAUAUAAUCAAAGAGCAGACUACUGCAGAUACAGAAGAAAAAGGAGAUAAUGAAACUAAAAAUGAUAAGACAGACGUUAACACAGAUGAUAAAGCAAGUGUUCAAGAAGAAUCUAUCAAUGGCAACAUUGAAAAGGAUGAUAAGAGUGAUGUAAAAACAGAGGAUGAAAAUGUGGAAAUUAAAGCUGAAACUGAUGAAACUGUGGAAGAGGCUGAAGUUAGAAAAGAUGAAGAAGAAACAAAAGAAACUAUUGAAAGCAAUGUAGGUGAAACAGAAAGCAAUAUUAAUGAAGAAAGUAGUGAAAACUUAGGCAAAACUGAAAAAGAAGAAGAUGAUGGAGUAACAGUAACAGAAGAAGAAACUGUUAAAAAUAAUGAAACUGACAAUGAAACUGUUGAUAAAGCUGCAGAAGAAGAAACGAAGAAAACAGAAAUGAAUGAAGAAGAUAAGGAAAAAAUUGUUGAUACUGAAUCAAAGUCUGUUGAAAAUGAUGAAUCAUCUGAAAAAAAAGAAGUGACAGCGGACGUUAGCUAAUCUAGAGUACGAAAAAAUGUACCAAGAAGAAGUUUUGCCAAAAUCUCAAUAAAUAAAUAUUAUCACAAAAUAUUACUUAACAAAAUAUAAACUUUUAAUGGAUAUAAAUUUGCAAACACCACAUAGAGCACACACCUUUCAUGUACUAUACACGCAUAUAGUUUUUUUUUUUUGAAUAUUUAGUAGUCAUGUAAAUUGUAAAUAUGUAUUAAGAACUGGAAAGAUUGCAUUAAUAAAGAAACGGUUUUGGUGCCUAAUUCUCAUGGAAUUUAUUUUUAAUAUAAUUUUUAAUUAUUG